AUGUCUGGAAACACGACAGGGACGGAUGGCUCUCAUGGGCCGCGGUAUAGCAUGCGUGCACGCCCGUCACCUCUGGAUUCAGACUCCUCAUUCGACUCCGAUGAUAGCGCAAGCUUCAAUAGCAAAAGGCGUUCAGUUGACAACUCGAAUCUUCCCGGUGGUAAUAGGUCCCUGGCUGGUAUCUCUAUCCGAGCAUUCCUCCUUGGCCAAUCUGUUGGGAUUUGUACACUGCUUACCAUAAUACUGGCCCAUUAUUCAUUUACCUUAUGGCGGGCCCCCUUCUUUAUUGCAUCUCUGGCUCUCUUCCACUUCCUUGAGUUCUAUAUAACGGCGGCUUAUAGCACUUCAUUUGCAACAAUAUCAGCCUUUCUUCUGAGCUCUAACGGUGCGGCGUACAAUAUCGCUCAUAGCUCUGCGCUUGCCGAGUGUCUCCUGAGUCGUUUACUGCUCCCAGAGAGCUACUUAAAGUGGACUUCUAUACCCUUCGGCGGAGCUAGAGUGCAAGUGUCUGUUGGCCUAGCCAUUAUGAUUGUUGGUCAGGUUAUUCGCAGCCUCGCCAUGGUCCAGGCAGGAUCAAACUUCACUCAUACGGUGCAGACGCAGCGACGAGAGGAGCAUGUACUCGUGAAAAGCGGCUUGUACAGCGUCCUCCGGCAUCCCAGUUAUUUCGGCUUUUUCUGGUGGGGUUUGGGAACACAGCUGGUACUAGGGAACUUCGUCUGUUUCCUCGGUUACGCUGCGGUACUCUGGAAAUUUUUCUCAUCUAGGAUACAGCGGGAGGAAAAGCUUUUGAUUGAAUUUUUUGGCGAGGAGUAUGUGGAAUAUCAGAGCAAGACGUGGGUUGGGAUCCCAUUUAUUCACUGA
Messenger RNA from Arthroderma uncinatum, 864 nucleotides. Its product is annotated as S-isoprenylcysteine O-methyltransferase. The coding region runs from base 1 to 864 and encodes 287 amino acids. Gene Ontology annotation, cellular component: membrane; endoplasmic reticulum. NCBI's taxonomy places the organism in Eukaryota, Fungi, Ascomycota, Eurotiomycetes, Onygenales, Arthrodermataceae. Gene Ontology annotation, molecular function: protein C-terminal S-isoprenylcysteine carboxyl O-methyltransferase activity. The transcript is spliced from 2 exons. Gene Ontology annotation, biological process: C-terminal protein methylation. The record is from RefSeq and is a predicted model, not a curated record.